Messenger RNA from Scedosporium apiospermum, 513 nucleotides. Its product is annotated as Ubiquitin--protein ligase. Bases 1 to 513 code for a protein of 170 amino acids. The transcript has 3 exons. Lineage: Eukaryota; Fungi; Ascomycota; Sordariomycetes; Microascales; Microascaceae. The record is from RefSeq and is a predicted model, not a curated record.
AUGGAUUUCUCAAGCCAGGACACAAACACUGUUUCCUCCGCCCCUCGCAAGCCUGAUUCUGGUAGUGUCACAAAGAGGCUGCAAACCGAAUUGAUGACCCUCAUGACCUCUCCUGCUCCGGGCAUUUCCGCCUUCCCCUCUGCCGACGGAAACCUUCUCUCCUGGACCGCGACGAUCGAGGGCCCCGACGGCACUCCCUACGCCGGCCUCACCCUUAAACUCACCAUGGCCUUCCCCUCAAACUACCCCUAUGCUCCCCCCACCGUCUUGUUCAAGACUCCCAUCUACCACCCCAACUUCGACUUCUCUGGCCGUAUUUGUUUGGAUAUUCUCAAGGACAAGUGGACCGCCGCCUACAACAUUCAGACCGUUCUCCUCAGUCUGCAAAGUCUGCUCGGAGAACCCAACAAUGCUUCCCCACUCAAUGGAGAAGCUGCUGAGCUUUGGGACAAGGAUCCCGCCGAGUUCAAGCGAAAGGUCCUCGCUCGGCACCGCGAUAUUGAGGACGAGUAA